UUAACAUUUAGGCCCCCUAGUUAGAUUCUGGAAGAGUGCUGUGGAUCCCAGCAGUCAGGCUUCCAGUUCUGUGCCAUUUUCAUCUGUCUCGAUGAUUAUUAGUGUGGUGUCUGCUUAGUUUGAGGCCUAAAUGUCAGUUUCAUCAGUGGAUGGUCGCGAGUCGGCGUGUACGCUUUUUGGGAGAGUACGGUACUUCUUCAAGGUUCAAGCCUUGUAAAAAAUUUACUGUAGCCUAGGCCUACUCUACUCACAUUCUUCUUGGUUUCUUUUUACUGUAGACCUCAGGCUCAAUACAGCAUUGCUCCAAAGCUGCAGCCAGAGUCUCCAGAGACUGGCACAACAAAGAUAAUGAUGGCAAAGUAUUUCAGAGCCAGAGAGUUACAACUGUUAUGUUUUCUCAUUUUUGCUUCACUCAACCUUUCCACAGGAGAUAUUCAGGAAGCUUCUGUUUUCAAGCAUGAAGAUGGCACCUUCUCUGUCAGUCCAGGCAUCGACAAAACAGGAGUCGCCUACGGGUCUUACAAUAACACCCUUUUCCAGACAGGAUGGGGAGAACUGCACCUGUUUGCGGGGUACUCGACCGGAAACAAGGCCCACUCUGACCUUGAUAGAAUGUAUGCAGCAGGCAUCUUGGAAGGUGCUCUGACAGCCAAGCAGAUUUCCCAGAACCUACAGAACAUAAAUUCAACCUUCUUCAGUCCUGAUGGUAACCCUGAGCUCUGGGCAGGGGUUGUAGAUUUCUUUACAACACAAGAUACCUGGAUGAGGGAGAUGAUUAAAGAGAGGGCCAAUGAUGACCCAUUCUGGGAGGGUGUGGCUCUCGUCCUUUCCCAGUUCGAUGGCCUGAUUAUGGGGUAUAAGAUGAGUGGCUUCUCCAAUGCUACAUCAGAAGACGGUUUCCUCGCCAUGCAAGUCCUGAACUCCUGUGGAGAUCUCAUAGACCUCAAGAAUGCUGUCAUGCCAUCUCUCAUUCCAGAUUGGGACAAGCUCACCAAGGAAGAGAUCCUGAGGUUUGUCAGCACUUCUGGACAUUGUUCUGCCCUUAUCAAGGUACUGCCAGCGUUUGAGGAUGUCUUCAUGUCUCAUUCCAGCUGGUUCACAUACAGCGCUACCCUCAGGAUCUACAAACAUUAUCAUUUUAAGCUUGACUUUGAAGGAAAUGCCGCUGAGGUGACUUCAUUCUCCAGCUAUCCAGGCUUCUUGGAAUCUUUGGAUGAUUUUUACAUCAUGAGCAGUGGACUGUCAAUGUUGCAAACCACAAACAACGUCUUCAACAAGACACUCUACAAAUUUGUCCAACCUCAGUCACUGUUGGCAUGGCAACGGGUGCGGGUCGCCAACAUGAUGGCGAGAAGUGGAAAGCAGUGGGCAGAUAUUGUAGCCAGAUACAACUCAGGAACCUACAACAAUCAGUACAUGAUCAUCGACAGAACCAAGAUCAAACCGAAGAUUGCCAUCUUGGAUGAUGCAUUGUGGGUAGUGGAACAGGUUCCGACACUUGUAGCCUCAGGAGACCAAACCAACAUUUUAAGAGCAGGUUACUGGCCAUCUUACAAUGUUCCAUUCUAUGAAGAGAUCUAUAACAUCAGUGGUUACCCAGAGCAAGUUAAGAAGGUUGGAUCAGACAUGACGUACCAGCUUGCUCCUCGAGCCAAGAUAUUCAGGAGAGAUCAAGGGAAGGUCACUGACAUGGAGUCUUUCAAGAAAAUUAUGAGAUUCAAUGAUUACAAGAAUGACCCGUACUCAGAGGGUGACCCAUCCAAAUCAAUCUGUAUGCGAGGUGACCUCAUGACUGAUCCUAUUCCUGAUGGUUGCUAUGAUACCAAGGUGACCAAUCUAGAAAUGGCGGCCAAGCAGACUAGUUACGUCAUCAAUGGGCCAACCCGCGGUGAUGGUAGCCUGCCACCGUUCAAGUGGGCCGCCCCGUUCACAAGCUGGUCUCAUGUCGGACUUCCUACGCUGUAUGAUUUCAGUUUUGUAGAAAUGUGUCCUAAAGAGCUUUAGGAAUGUGUGAUGAGAUAUUGGUGAAUUUACCGUCCAUGGUUUUGUUUCUGGAGACUGGUUAUCUUUGUUUUUCACGAAGGUGUGUGGGGAUAAAAGCGGGGGGGGGAGUGAGAUGGGGAGAAUGGAAUGAGUAGUGGUGGUGGUGGGGGCAGCUUCUUUCAUCGUUUGAUCUCGCAUUGAUUGGGAGGGGGUUGGGGAGGGAAAGGGUAAAGAAUGUAAUGAAUGGGAUGUGGUAGCUCAGAUGGGUGGGGGUAGCAUUUCUAUUAUUUUAAUAUCAACUGUGAGGGGAUAGGGAGGGGAGUAAAGGUGGAGGGACAGCUUCUAUAAACAUGUGUGUGACAUUGAAGGAGAGGGGUGGGGAGAAGGGGUACAAAUGGUGUGCAAAAAGGGUAAUGAAUGGGAUGUGGUAGCUUUAUAUUGUUUUUAUAUCAUUAGGGAGGGGAGUAAAGGUGGAGGGACAGCUUCUAUAAGCAAGUGUGUCACAUUGAAGGGGAGGGGUGGAGUGAAGGGGUACAAAUGGUGUGCAAAAAGGGUAAUGAAUGGGAUGUGGUAGCUUUAUAUUGUUUUUAUAUCAUUAGGGAGGGGAGUAAAGGUGGAGGGACAGCUUCUAUAAGCAAGUGUGUCACAUUGAAGGAGAGGGGUGGGGAGAAGGGGUACAAAUGGUGUGCAAAAAGGG
Molecule: messenger RNA, 2680 nt
Organism: Lytechinus variegatus (green sea urchin)
Lineage: Eukaryota; Metazoa; Echinodermata; Echinoidea; Temnopleuroida; Toxopneustidae
Product: phospholipase B-like 1
Exons: 10
Coding region: 349-2004 (551 amino acids)
Biological process (GO): phospholipid catabolic process
Cellular component (GO): extracellular region
Molecular function (GO): glycerophospholipase activity
Source: RefSeq, a predicted model, not a curated record